Medicago truncatula (barrel medic) is the source of this 2440-nucleotide messenger RNA. Its product is annotated as pentatricopeptide repeat-containing protein At1g06270. The coding region runs from base 983 to 2047 and encodes 354 amino acids. Lineage: Eukaryota; Viridiplantae; Streptophyta; Magnoliopsida; Fabales; Fabaceae. The transcript has 2 exons. The record is from RefSeq and is a predicted model, not a curated record. Gene Ontology annotation, molecular function: protein binding.
UACGUCGGACACAACAUUGACACUGACAUGUUACCACCGGUAAUAAUUUGAAAAAUGGCAUAAUUGAAUGUAAUCAUAUGUAUUUUAUGUUGUCGGUGUUGGACACGGGCGCACGUCGGAAACCGGAUGGCUUCUAUUAGAAGUUUCUGUGCUAGUGAGUAAAUGAUGCAUUUUGUGGUUACCUUAAUCCCAAUUUGAAGCUUAUUGUCUGUUUUGAAUCUUUGAUUCCUUAAGACCCUGAAUUGCAUUGGCUUCGUUUGAAUUUCCUGUUUUCGCUUUUACUUAUAAAAAUAAAAAUAGGCUGCAUUGUUUUCAAUAUGUUUUCCUAUAGAAAUCUUUGAAAUUAGAGUCACAGAUUUUCCUAUAGAAAUCUUUGAUAAGGCAUAGAAAAUUACACUUACACAGCAGCCAAAUUAGGAUAGAUAUCAGAUUAGAAGUUUGGAAAAUUAGGAUUAAUGAACUAAUAGUCAAGAGUUUCGAAAAUUGCUUGUUUAUGAUAAUUGCUUAUUAUGUAGAAAAUUGCUUAUGGUUGUGUUAUGUAGAAUUGUGCAUUGUGUCAUGCACACCAGCCGAAAUUAAUACAUUGCAAGGUCCCUCUUUCAAUUGUUCAGCCAUCAAUUUCACAUGUUUUGAUAAAGCUUUCGUUCUUUCUUUUUUGUAAGAAGUUUUUUUAAUGUUAAUAAGCAUGUUACUUGUUAGUAUCUUUUGUCAAAGAAUUAAGUAGUUUACUCCAUACACAUGUUCAAAUUUCAUCCUUCUAAUUGUGAAUAGAACUUACUUUCCUUAAUUCAGUAAUGCACUUCACUCAGGUUUUAGGUUCAGCAUUAUUGCAGCUUUGAAACCUUUCUACUUUUAUUCAGAUAGAGGGGGGGUGUUUAUAAAUUCAUGUUUUGCCCAUUGCCAAAGUGAAUCGCAAGAUACAUGGUUUGAAGUUGGUUCUCCAAGAAUAAAAAGCAAGGUGUCAUGUUUCACGUGUUACAAGAUGCUUCAGUACUCUAUUAGUGGAUCAAGACAGGCGAUUCGAGCAACAAUGCGCUAUAGAUCUGUUCUUCAUUUCUUUUCUAUUCCAAACCAAUAUCCUUCAGUUCGUUCAGUGUCUUCUUCACCACAAAAUGUUGAACAGGCUGUUAGAGCUGAAGUAGAAUCCAAAAACUAUGUUAGAAUUCCUGAUCUCAUUACUACGGAGCUGUCCCAAUCCCAAAAUUCAAACCCUUUCUCUUUUUUAUCUUCUUUUCCACAGAAUAUACAAGUACAAAUUGUUGAUGAAAUGUUGCAAUCUUUUAUACCUCUCAGACCACGCUAUAAGCCCCAACUAGCCUAUUCCUACCUUCUUUCCUACAUCCUGCAAAGCUCUCACCCCCUCCCUCUUGCACUUGCUGUCCUACAAAGGACUCUACGUUCUGGUUGCCUACCUGUUCCUCAGACUCAUGUUCUCCUUUCAUCUGCUUGGUUGGACCGGCGAUGUCUGUCACAUUCGGUAGCUAAUAUUUUACUUGAUAUGCAAUCAAUUGGAUACCAUCCUGACUGUGGUACUUGUAAUCAUCUACUAUCAUCUCUUUGUGCUGUCAAUCAAUUUGUCGAGGCAAUUGAUGUCCUGAAGGGUAUGGGUGGAGCAGGAUGCAUUCCUGAUUCAAAUAGUUAUGGCAUUGUAAUUGGUGCAAUGUGCAGAGUCAGAAGGACUUCUGACGCCCAAGAUUUAAUGAAGCAAAUGGUGGCAAAAUACGGGUUGACCCCAGAUCAUGGAACAAUGGUGAAAAUUUUGUCAGCAUUACGGGCAAACAAAGAGAUAUGGAAAGCUGUUGAGAUGAUUGAGUUCCUUGAGAAAGAGGGAAACUCUGUCGGAUUUGAGAGUUACGAGUUGGUGGUUGAAGGUUGCUUGGAGAGACGCGAGUAUGUUUUGGCUGGAAAGGUUGCUAUGGGGAUGACAGAAAGAGGUUUUAUUCCAUAUAUCAAAGCGAGGCAGAAGAUAAUUGAAGGGUUGGCUAGUAUUGAUGAGUGGAAGAUAGCUUGUGGCGUGAGACAAAGAUUCGCAACACUUAAAUCUUAGCUGUUAACUUAUUUGCAGCGAGCCAAGUACAACUCUUAACGCUGAAAAGGUGACUACUACAAAGACUGUACCUUCUGCAUUAUGGUGGCAUUUUUGUUUUCUCGAUGGCAAUGCUGAGACAGGAUUGCAGCUCUAGGAUCUCGGAGUUGCAAAUCAUUUGGAGUUAUGCUCUCUGAAGUUAAAGCAUGGAAAAGGAGUGAGCGUAUACCUGAACUGGGUUGUAUUUGCAUUGUAGAAUUGAAUUUACACCUUCGCCCAACUUUGAUGGUUAUAUUAGAUUAAAAAAAUGGAUGUAUAGUGUAUUUUUGACACAGGAAAAUGAAGUAAUUUCAUGUGUAUUAGUUAAACACCCUCCACAAAAGGAAACAAUAUAAGAAUAUCAGUUGCACAGAU